This is a messenger RNA of Penicillium waksmanii, 1404 nucleotides long. RefSeq lists its product as uncharacterized. NCBI's taxonomy places the organism in Eukaryota, Fungi, Ascomycota, Eurotiomycetes, Eurotiales, Aspergillaceae. The transcript has 2 exons. The coding region runs from base 1 to 1404 and encodes 467 amino acids. The record is from RefSeq and is a predicted model, not a curated record. Gene Ontology annotation, molecular function: N-acetyltransferase activity.
AUGGAUCAAUUUGAGAAGCUCCGACCUGUUGGGAGGCUGGAAAAAUACUCCACCGCGCGUCACCAGAUUGGCUUCUAUCUGAACCUCGCUGUGGCAGCUACAUACGAGCUACCAAAGAGUUUCACAUCACCAGUCGAGGACUACGUGCUCAGGGCAUGUGCAUCAGUCAUCGCGGAGCAUCCCUCGCUCUCCGCCAUCCCGGCAGCUGACGAUACGCAAGAGCCGUAUUUCGUACGCCUCCCCAUUAUCGACCUGGAUAAGGUGGUGCGAUUCACGCAGCGAGAACACGGCAUCCCAAGAGAUGUUUCUCUUGGAGAAGGCGACAUUUCUCCGGAUCUCGAUCUUCAGGCUGUUUUCCAAGAAGAACACAACACACCUUUCAUCCCGCCUAAUCCUUAUUGGCGACUGCACGUUCUUGUCGAUAAGCAAGACACGCAUAAAUUCACCGCAGCCUUGAUCUUGCAUCAUGCCCUCGGUGAUGGGGGCUCUGGCAAGUCAUUUCACAUUUCUUUUCUACGAGCACUGCAGACGCAGACAGCAUCCGAUGGCGAGACGCCACACUCAGUAGCCAGUCCGCAGAUCCCGAUGCUGCCUAACAUUGAACAAAUCCACCCAAUGCCCCUCUCUUUCUGGUUCCUAGCGAAGAAGAUCUUCCAAGCAAAGGUUUAUGCGCCUAGAGAUCCGGGACUGUGGACCGGGGCGAGGAUCCAGCCACCAACAAGUACCCAUGUCCGGCUAGUCCCCUUUGCCCAGGGGUUGGUGAAGCGAUUGAGGAAAGCUUGUCGCGAGGAACGAACAACCAUCACUGCGCUCCUGCAAACUGUUUAUGCUCGAUCGCUAUUCAAGCAUAUCCCCGAUCAAUUCUUCCGACUGAAUUGUACCGGCGCUUUCUCCACUCGCCGAUUCCUACCAGAUAUCAUUACGGAAGAUUCAAUGGGCGUUUUCGUAGCCGACUUUGAAGAGUCAUACACACGCUCCACCGUCGCCCUCGCUGACCCCACAGCCUUUCCCUGGGAAGAGGCGCGCCGCUCGCGACAGACCAUCCAGGAUACUUUGGACCGCAAGGGUGCAGACGUAGGACCAAACCUCCUUAAAUUCGUCAACAAUUUCCAACAGGAACUUUGUCUAUCGAAGGUCGGACAAGAUCGGGAUAAGUCAUUCGAGGUAUCGAAUAUUGGCGUCGUCUCAUCCACCUCGACUCCCGAUCAGCCUUCUAUUCAAGGCAUGGCAUUCUCGCAGUGUGCGAGUGUAAUGGGCAAUGCAAUCGGCGUUUCGGUUGUCACCGGUGGCGACGGCUGCCUUGUCCUGGGUAUAUCAUGGCAGGAAGCUGUUGUGGAGGCUGAGCUGAUUGAUGCUUCUAUUAUGUCAACUCGGGAAGAGCUACACCAGUUGGCUGGCUAUUAG